AUGAAUAUUAAAAAGACUCGAGUUAUUUUUGUAGACAAAUUGUUUCAGAAUAAGAAUGUGACACCAAGAAAAGUGAAUAUAGAUUUUAAACUAUUAACAUUGUAUUUAAAAGCUGGAAAAAUCUUUGGAGUUUCAUAUUAUUUUAUGGCGGAAAAAAGAAGGAAUAACAAAUGUAACACAUUCUGUUUUAAAAUCUUUGGUAUUUUUAUAAGUAUAAUAAUGACAAUUAUGUCUUAUCUGAUUUCACAAGCUAAAUACGGUCGUACAACGCAUCCUGCAAUGAUUGCUGUAUUGAUCAUGUUGAGAAUAUCAUCGACAAUGUUCCUUUUAUAUUACGUUUUUUCGUUGUUGCUUACAAAGAAGAAAUACUGGCAAAAGCUUUACGACAAAAUAUUUACACUCGAAAACAUUUUGAAUACAUGUGAAACUUUCGAGAGCAAUCACUGGUGGCUGGUGAGCUUAAAAAUCGUUAUGGUUUGCUCUUUCUUGCCCUUAAUGGGAAUAAGCUUGUGGUACGUGCAAAACUUCAUCGGUGCAGAAACCUUAACAAUUCGAGCUGUGGUAUUUCAAGGGUGUGCCAACAGCGUAUACAAGAUUCUAAUUUCAUUAUAUUACAUUCUCUUAUCGAAUUGGUUAGAAUAUCGCUACAAAUCGAUGGCAGAAUAUUUGAAAUUGGUAGUUGAUAAAUACUAUAAAUUCGUCGUUAUAAGAAGAAUCGCUGUAUCAUUGAAAUUGGCAGACAGCAUUGUCAAAAUAACGAAUAAUUUGUAUGGAGGAAUAUUAUUUUUGAAUUUCAUUGUUAGUAUCCUUCAGAUAUUGGUUAAUAUUUCGGCUACAUUGGAUUAUUCGGAUAUAAGAGGUAUAGAACUCGUGUUAUUCAUAAUGACAUCUGUAUGCAAUUUGUUUGUUAUGGUGCUGGUUACGAUGUCAUGUGACGCUGUAGAAAAAGCGAGUAAUCAAUUGUCAAAAACAUGCUACUGGUUACACGAAAUAAUCGAUGACGAAGAAGUUAAAAAACAAUUACUUGUGUUGGUCAAAUACGAAGAAGAAUGGAAUCCGAUUUUUUCUGCUGGUGGAUUUUUUAACGUUAACCAAUCAUGUCUGACGACAUUUUUCUCAUCUAUUUUUACGUAUUUGGUUAUUAUUGUGCAGUACAAUAUGGGCAAUAAUUGA
Messenger RNA from Psylliodes chrysocephalus, 1173 nucleotides. The record is from the annotation of a GenBank genome assembly. NCBI's taxonomy places the organism in Eukaryota, Metazoa, Arthropoda, Insecta, Coleoptera, Chrysomelidae.